AUGGACCAAUCUAGACUUUUGGCUUCAGAAAGCCGCAAGCCGUCACCUUCGAAUCAGCAUUCAAAGCUAGAUCAUCUUGGAUUCCUCGAGGUUACACCUGGAAAUGAUCCUACAGUCGAUAUUGUCGCUAUUCAUGGCCUGCAAGGACAUAGAGAGAAGACGUGGACGACGGACAAGGGAGUGUGUUGGCUACGUGACUUCUUGCCUUCCGACUUGCCCAAUGCCCGAAUCCUCAGCUAUGGAUACGAUGCCGAUACCCGCAGUCAGGAAUGCGUAUCAACUCAGACUAUUGCUCGACAUGCUCAAGGGCUCGCUAAUGCACUCUCACGGAUACGGAACGACGCUCCUCGUCGCCCCAUCGUCUUCAUUGCGCACGACAUCGGAGGUAUCAUUCUCAAAUCGGCCCUGGUCAUCUGUCAUAAUCAGAACCUGGAAUCCAGUGGUGAACUUCGGAACACUCUAGUAUCAACACAUGGGAUUUUAUUCUUUGGAACCCCACACUCCGGUCUCGAAGGCAGUAGUUUCCGGGAAGUAAUCAAUCGCUGGGCAUCCGUGUACAUGGAGACGACAGACGUGAUCCUGAAAGACCUUCGAGAACACUCGAGCGAGCUUGAGAAUACACAGCGUCUGUAUGUCGCGGCAAGCGAGAAGUUCAGCAGCAUAUUCUUCUGCGAAGAGUAUGCAACAUCUGGCAUCAAGAAUCAAGGUGAAAUAAACGUCCCACAUCAUUCGGCCAUUGUUCCCGGUGACCGCAACGCGAGGACAAUCGUUCUUCACGCGAAUCAUCGCAAUCUGGUCCGAUUCUCAUCCAGGGAGAGUGAUGACUAUAAGACGGUCCAUUUCUAUCUUAAAGCCUACGUCGACAGUGCGCCGGCGACAGUGAGCAAGCAAUGGGUCAAAGAGAACGAACUUCGCAAUACAGCAAAGGGAGAAUCCGAAGAGGCCAUGAUGCCGAAACCGCGUCCACCUCUGUCAAGAAGUUACAUCGAAAGAAAAGAAAUUGAGUCCCUCAUUACGAAGAAGCUGCUUCCAGAGAGUCGCGGAAAGCAUCAACCACGGUGUAUACUAUAUGGACUUGGAGGGGCGGGCAAGACUCAGCUCGCAACGAACUGGAUUCAGGAGCACGAAGCCAAGUUUACUCGAGUGAUCAUGGUCGAUGCCUCCAGCCAAUCACAGUUGGAGGCGGAUUUGGAACUGUCAAUUCGCUCCUUAGGCCAGGGGUAUAGCAAGAUGACGUGGAAGGAUGCAUUCGCGUAUCUCGACGGAAAGGAGAAAGGCUGGUUACUAUACAUCGACAACGCCGACUCGCCAGAACUCGACCUUUUUCCAUAUCUCCCCCGUUCUAUUCACGGGGCAACUCUGAUUACCACAAGGAACAGCGGGUGCGUCAAAUACGCUCCCGACGAUGCGGUUCAUGUCGGUGGUCUCGAGGAGAGCGAGGCGGUGAAUCUUCUGCAUACAAUCGCCAACAUCACCCCUACCUCGGACGUCGAAUCUCUGGAGAUUGUUCGCGAGCUAGGGAUGCUGGCGCUUGCCAUUACGCAAGCCGGAGCGUAUAUUCGCAAGACGCGCAGCCUCCAUACGUACCUCGAAACAUUUCAUCAGUAUCGAGAUCGACUCCUACGCAAACAGCCCGACAUUGGCACGGAGUACGCUUUCUCCACAUAUACCGCAUUCGACCUAUCCUUUAACGAGCUACCGGCAAAUACACAAGACUUCCUGAAGCUUUGCGCAUUUCUUCACCACUCAUUGAUUCCAAAGGACCUGUUUAAGCAAUCAAUAAGCUCUGGCUUUACCACAUACACAGUCAGGGACAGUCUCCCCCCUCCAGAGAGUGACAAGACUUUCAUCUCGAACCUGCGGUUCUUGGGCUCCAAGUGGGAUGAGAUUACAUUCCAGGAGAUUGUGGACUCGGCGUCGCAAGCGUCAUUUAUCGACGUUUCGACCGACGGGUCAUUCUACACAGUUCACCCUCUACUUCAGAUGUACAUCAAGGAUCGUCUGGGUGAAGAAGAGAAUCGACGCUAUAUGCACACGACAGCACAACUGUUACUGGGUGCCAUCCGGCCUGUUGAGGAUAGCAAUGAGUGGUUCUGGCAGCUGCUCCCUCACGUCGACAGCAUCCCUCGGUCGGUGCAGUCAGAGAGCGUGGCACGCGGAUUGGCGUUCCACGAACUUUAUUACUCUUUGGGGAACUGGAAGGCAUGCCAAAAGCUGUUGGAAGCCGCACUUCCACGAUGUGAUUCGGCGGAAGGCAAACGGGACGAAGACUCACUAUUUCUGAUGUGGAAACUUGCCGGUUUGCUGCGGAAGGAUGGUCAGUUAGACAAGGCCGAGAAGAUGCAGCGUGAGGUACUCGACUUGCAGCUCGAGAUCCUUGGACCACGCCACCCAGACACCAUUAAGGCAAUGGGCAACCUCGCUUCUACACUGUCUGACCGUGGUCGGUUGGACGAGGCUGAGAAGAUGGAGCGUGAGGUACUCGACUUGCUGCUCGAGAUCCUUGGACCACGCCACCCAGACACCAUUAAGGCAAUGAACAACCUCGCUUCUACACUGUCUGACCGUGGUCGGUUGGACGAGGCCGAGAAGAUGAAGCGUGAGGUACUCGACUUGCGGCUCGAGAUACUUGGACCACGCCACCCAGACACCAUUAUGGCAAUGAACAACCUCGCUUCUACACUGUCUGACCGUGGUCGGUUGGACGAGGCUGAGAAGAUGAUGCGUGAGGUACUCGACUUGCAGCUCGAGAUACUUGGACCACGCCACCCAGACACCAUCAAGGCAAUGGGCAACCUCGCAAACACACUGUCUGACCGUGGUCGGUUGGACGAGGCCGAGAAGAUGAUGCGUGAGGUACUCGACUUGCGGCUCGAGAUACUUGGACCACGCCACCCAGACACCAUCAAGGCAAUGAACAACCUCGCUUCUACACUGUCUGACCGUGGUCGGUUGGACGAGGCCGAGAAGAUGAAGCGUGAGGUACUCGACUUGCGGCUCGAGAUACUUGGACCACGCCACCCAGACACCAUUUCGGCAAUGGGCAACCUCGCUUCUACACUGUCUGACCGUGGUCGGUUGGACGAGGCCGAGAAGAUGAAGCGUGAGGUACUCGACUUGCGGCUCGAGAUACUUGGACCACGCCACCCAGACACCAUUAUGGCAAUGGGCAACCUCGCAAACACACUGUCUGACCGUGGUCGGUUGGACGAGGCCGAGAAGAUGGAGCGUGAGGUACUCGAGUUGCGGCUCGAGAUACUUGGACCACGCCACCCAGACACCAUUAUGGCAAUGGGCAACCUCGCAAACACACUGUCUGACCGUGGUCGGUUGGACGAGGCUGAGAAGAUGGAGCGUGAGGUACUCGACUUGCGGCUCGACAUACUUGGACCCCGCCACUUGGACACCAUUUGGGCAAUGUACAAUCUCGGUUUCACACUGUUCAAGUGUGCUCAGCUGCACAAUGCCCAAAAACGAAAACCUCCGGUGACGCUAAAGAUCUUUGCAAGAGGUCAUCUGGCUACCUCCUCCAGUCCUUCCGAAAUGUUUGGCAAGUCUGAUUGGCUUCAGGAGGCCAGAAACCUCCUGCAAGAGGUCGUGAAUCUAUGCGUUGAGGUAUUGGGCGAAGAUCAUCCCAAUACUUUGAAAUCCAAGAUGUUUCUCGAGCGUAUCAUUUCCAAGCAAUCUCGUGAGCCUCGUAGGCGUGCAUCCCGAUUCCUUUUCUUUUUAUCAUAA
Messenger RNA from Serendipita indica DSM 11827, 3735 nucleotides. NCBI's taxonomy places the organism in Eukaryota, Fungi, Basidiomycota, Agaricomycetes, Sebacinales, Serendipitaceae. The record is from the annotation of a GenBank genome assembly.